Molecule: messenger RNA, 582 nt
Organism: Camellia sinensis
Lineage: Eukaryota; Viridiplantae; Streptophyta; Magnoliopsida; Ericales; Theaceae
Source: RefSeq, a predicted model, not a curated record
AUGAACAAAUAUAGUCAUAUUGAAGAAACAAAUGUAGUCAUGAGAGCUAACCUAUUGAGCAUUGAGAAACUGAUGAUUAAGCUUGCGAAGAAAGGAGAAAAGUUUAUACACCUUCCCUAUGUUGUCAAAGGAAUGGAUGUUUCGUUUAGUGGAAUACUGAGUUAUCUUGAAGCUACUGCUGAGGAAAAGCUAAAAAAUAAUGAAUGCACCCCUGCAGAUUUGUGCUAUUCCCUUCAGGAAAUUGUGUUUCCAAUGCUUGUGGAGAUUACAGAACGGGCAAUGGCACACUUUGACAAGAAAGAUGUUCUCAUUGUUGGUGGUGUGGGCUGCAAUGAGCGCUUGCAAGAGAUGAUGAGAAUCAUGUGCUCUGAGAGGGGUGGAAGGUUGUUUGCAACUGAUGACAGGUACUGUAUUGACAAUGGGGCAAUGAUUGCAUAUACUGGUCUCCUAGCUUAUGCUAAUGGGAUGUCAACUCCGCUGGAGGAAUCGACAUUCACACAGCGGUUUAGAACUGAUGAAGUACUGGCAAUCUGGAGAGAAAAAAUGGAAUCGUCAAAUGGUCUCAUGGGAAAAAGUGUCUAA